UAAAAACGUUUUAGUUCUACUUUGAUUUGCAAGCAUUGAAGAUGAUUCUUGUGCUAGUAGCGUUAUUAGUGAUUCUCGUGUACUAUUUUGGUACUCGGAACCACGACUACUGGGCCAAGAGGCACAUCAAACACGACCCGCCCGUGUUCUUGUUCGGAAACAACCUCAAAGGCUUCUUCGGACGACAAAGCACUACACAGGUAGCCAAUGACUUAUACAACCGGUUUCCUGAUGAGAAAGUUGUCGGAUACUACAGAGGAUCCACUCCCGAGCUUUACAUAAGAGACCCAGAUAUAGUGAGAAAUGUGUUAAGCAAUGAUUUUGCAUAUUUUUUUCGACGAGGCCUUGGAAGGAAUCCGGAUGUGGAGCCGUUGCUGGCGAGUCUGUUUCACGCUGAAGGCGACCUGUGGAAGCUGACUCGGCAGCGGCUGACGCCGGCGUUCACGACCGCGCGGCUGAAGGCGAUGUUCCCGCUGGUGGUGCGGUGCGCGGAGCGUCUGCAGGGCGCGGUGCGCGCGGCGGCGGCCCGCCCCGGCGCCGGCGCCGGCGCCGUCGACGCGCGCGAGCUCAUGGCGCGCUUCACCACCGAGUUCAUCGCCGCCUGCGGCUUCGGCGUCGACACCAACUCCCUCGGCGACGAAGACUCACACUUCAGAAAGAUCGGCAGACAAUUAUUUGCAAGACCGUUGCCGGUCAUUCUAAAGCACAUGAUGUGGGACUUGUUCCCGCCACUCAGAUCCUACAUUCAUGUAGGAGAGCAAUCACUCGAUGAUGCUUUUUUCAGAUUCGUAAAAAAUAUAAGAGAAGUUAGAGAAGGCAAACCCUCAGACCGCCAUGAUUUCAUAGACCUGCUCCUGGAGUUAGAAGGCAAGGGAAAGAUCGUAGGGGAAUCAAUCGAGCACCGGAACCCGGACGGUACGCCUGUGACUGUGGACAUGGAAAUGGAUUUGAAAAUGAUGGCGGCCCAGGUGUUCGUAUUCUUUGCCGCGGGUUUUGAAACGUCCUCGUCGGCCACGAGUUACACUUUGCACCAGCUCGCAUAUAAUCCUGAAUUACAAUUAAAAAUACAAACGGAGAUCGAUGAAGUGCUUCGGAAUUAUGAUAACAAGUUGUGCUACGACGCCGUGGCAGAAAUGAAACUGCUGAGCAUGGCUUUUAAGGAGGCAAUGAGGAUGUUUCCGUCGCUGGGCGUGCUGAACCGCUUGUGCGCGCGGCCCUACACGUUUGCUGAGCUGGGGCUGACCGUGGACCCUGGAGUGAGGAUCGUGGUGCCGGUGGAAGCGCUACAAAACGACGAGAAGUACUUCGACAAUCCGCGGGAGUUCCGACCGGAGCGAUUCACUCCUGAGGAAAUAAAGAAGCGACAUAAAUAUGUAUAUUUGCCCUUCGGAGAUGGACCUAGGGCGUGUAUAGGGUCCCGGCUAGGGGAGAUGCAGUCGCUAGCCGGGCUGGCCGCGGUGCUACAGGCGUGCAGCGUGGUGCCCGCGCCGACAUCCCAGCGGGUGCCGCCCGUGGACUGCACGACCAACGUCGUGCAGGGCGUCAAAGGAGGGUUGCCGCUUCAGCUCACCGUCAGGCAAUGAUCCAAAUCUUAAAGAUAUCCAAAACAAGGCGAAACAACAUCGUAAUGUCUGUUGGCAUCCAAUAUAGGGACUGAAACUAACAGAUCUUGGUUCAUAUAGAGUAUUCCUGCAGGGUUAGCACAUGAUUGCCGCCGGAGUAUGUCGCCACGACAUUGAUCACACAUCUUCUAAUUGUAAGGACGGCUAGUCUAUCUCGCGGCGACAUACUCUCGCGACAAUCAUAUGCUAACCGUGCUGAAAAGUUAACGGUUUCAGAAACAACACAUACUUACUUAAACCACAGUAUAAUGAAAAGUACUAUCGUACAGUAUGGCCACUCCCGCUCCCCGCUGAAAGUGCGGCACACCCCCUCUCGGUUACCUCACAGUUACCACCUGUCAAAAACGAGAACAGUCGACCUGUCAUAUUUCACUCAUAUAAGCAUAGUACGCGUUCAUCUACACGAGCUUAGACUGUGUGCUAGGAACGCGCCUCUUUCAUAUAUUUGAUCGCCAGUGUCCGAGGUGUGCCUAAACAUAUCGUACCUUGUUACAUCUAUAACUAGCCGGUAACGUGACUUUGGUUGAGGUACUUGUUGAUGAUGAUUUUAGUGAUAUUGAUACGACUAUACAUUUUGUCCUCGAGACUGACCUUUAUAUUCGUAUUUAAUUUAGGCAUUAUAAUAUUGUGUGAUACUAUAAUUGUUUACUUUUAUCAUGAUAAUAAUGUUAUACUGAUUUCAUAAAAAUACCGUCGCGACGGUUUUAUCUGUA
Molecule: messenger RNA, 2335 nt
Organism: Leguminivora glycinivorella
Lineage: Eukaryota; Metazoa; Arthropoda; Insecta; Lepidoptera; Tortricidae
Product: cytochrome P450 6B6-like
Exons: 2
Coding region: 42-1583 (513 amino acids)
Molecular function (GO): monooxygenase activity; oxidoreductase activity, acting on paired donors, with incorporation or reduction of molecular oxygen; iron ion binding
Source: RefSeq, a predicted model, not a curated record